AUGUAUAACCACAAAAUUAAGUUGUGGUGCAUGCAAGUUGAACCUUUCAUUUAACAGGUUAAGGUUUAUCUCACAUUCAUCCUAUAUUGUGAUUAACCAAUUCAUAUUAUAUGGUGUUGCCGAUUAAGCAAUUCAUAUCAAGUUUUCUAGAGUCCUCCAUCACUCAUUUCCAAACUUGUAUAUAUAUCACAAACUAAACGUAUUUACUUCAUAAAAAAACAAGCACCAACACUUGACCUCUCGACAGAAAAUGUCACAGACUUUAUCCUCAAAUUUGGGUCUUAAUUACCAAGCCAUAAUUUCCAAGAGUUCAUUGAAACCAACUCACUUCCCUUCAUUGCAAAAACUGAAACCCCUCAGAGCCAUGACAGGCGACGCAAGAGAAAAACUGGACCAUGUCUCAAGUUCAAGCAACAAACCGCACCAACCUCAACCCAAAAAGAGACUUGUUCCUUCCACACCCAUAUGGGAUAAUCGAUUUCCUACGGCGAAAACAGUACAAGAGAUGAUGGAAACAAUGGAAAGAAUGAUGGAAGAUCCAUUUGCAAUGAGCACAAUCGAGUGGCCUUCGUCACCUCUACCGAGUGAAGGAGUAGGUGGGUAUAGAAGGAGGGGAAGAGCACCGUGGGAGAUUAAAGAAGGAGAAGGAGAAUACAAGCUGAGGUUUGAUAUGCCUGGUAUGAACAAAGAGGAUGUGAAAGUGUGGGUGGAAGAGAAGAUGGUAGUGGUUAAAGCUGAAAAAGCAUCCAAAAAGAAGAAGAACGAAGAAGAAGAUGAAGAAUGGUCUUCAAAGAGCUAUGGUAGGUAUAGUAGUAGAAUUGCCUUGCCGGAGAAUGUGAAGUUUGAGAAUAUUAAGGCUGAGGUUAAGGAUGGUGUUCUUUACAUAACCAUUCCUAAGGUUAUUAGCAGCUAUUCCAAAGUUAUGGAUAUCACUCUUCAAUGAUCCACAUUUUUCUAUAUUAUUUUUAGUUAUUGUUUAGAUUUUUUUUUAAUAUUUAGAUUUGGGUAGAGUUUUCCUCU
Messenger RNA from Lathyrus oleraceus (garden pea), 1020 nucleotides. RefSeq names its product small heat shock protein, chloroplastic. The coding region runs from base 251 to 943 and encodes 230 amino acids. Lineage: Eukaryota; Viridiplantae; Streptophyta; Magnoliopsida; Fabales; Fabaceae. The transcript has a single exon. The record is from RefSeq and is a predicted model, not a curated record. Gene Ontology annotation, biological process: response to heat.